AUGACCAUAGGCUCAAAAGCAUGUCAAUCCCACAAAUUAAAUAUCAAAAAAGACUCUGAUAGGGCUCGACAUGCCAAUAAUGGAGUAAUAUGUAGCCAUAAAAAUGGUGUUAUGGACCAUUUUGAUAUUGAUCUUGGUUUGCGAAUUGAUGAUUCCUUUGUGGAGGAUUCUAUGAAUGCAAAUGAAGCAGAAGAAACAUCUAAUUCCCAUCACUUGGAAUUUUCAUAUUCGAUUGUCCUUGAAGCUGCUGGCAACAAUCCUUUUCUGUUUGAUGCAGAAGACCAUGGUCGUGUGCUUAACUUGGUCUUUGAUGAUCAAUGUGACGCCGAAUAUUAUAGAAAUGCCAAAGUCAACUUGACUGAAUUGAUGAGUAGUGAGGCUAACAACCUCGACAAGAUUUCAAAUGUAGGACAUGAAACUCAAUACAUGGUGAAAUGUGAAACCCCAUUCGAUGGUUUAAUCUCCGAUAUUGAAGAAUCUCGAUUUGAUUUGACACUCGGAUAUUUUGUCUACUCUACCAAUAAAUGGCAACCAUAUGCCAAGGAGUAUCAACAGGUUAAAUCAUUUCCUAAUGAAAUUUGUCUUUCUCAAAGAGAUUCAGGAGAUGAUUUUAGGCCAGAGAGUAUGACUUUAGUUCUUAUAGAUAAUGACAAGGAGGCUAUCCGAGUUAGAAACAAUGACAAGGUGGUGAUUGCUGCUACCAUGUUUCAACCAGAUCCUCAUAUUAAGGACUACAUUUUGGCAAACUCUUAUGGUAAAAUUGUUGAUGUAAUAUGUGAGGAUUCAAAUGCUCAACGUCAUAAUGCUUCAGUUGGAGGGAGUGAAGAUGCCAUAGCCAGUUAUGCCAACAGUAUAUAG
Ilex paraguariensis (yerba mate) is the source of this 858-nucleotide messenger RNA. Lineage: Eukaryota; Viridiplantae; Streptophyta; Magnoliopsida; Aquifoliales; Aquifoliaceae. The record is from the annotation of a GenBank genome assembly.